Molecule: messenger RNA, 1245 nt
Organism: Mesorhabditis belari
Lineage: Eukaryota; Metazoa; Nematoda; Chromadorea; Rhabditida; Rhabditidae
Source: the annotation of a GenBank genome assembly
AUGGACAUCGAGGCGGGGGUGGCCUUUGCUUCAAAUCCCGUUCCCUCGAUCAACGUGGAAGAGGAAUGGGAGUGCGGUUUCUUUGAGGGAUACUCGACUACUCGGUUUCUCAUCAUCACCGCCGUCUCGGCCAUCAGUUUUUUUGGUUUCUUCUUCAAUUUGCUUCUGUUGGCGGUUUUCCAGCGUUCCCUCCCCUCAUCGGUCUAUUUGGCGGCUCUUUCACUCUUGGAUGCCUUGAUUUGUUUCACCUACAUUCUUCUCUUUGGAGUUGAUGCUGGUUUUGUUUACCUUAAGAAUGAAUUCCUCUUCAACGUCUACCAUCGCUACAUCGUUGUCGUUUUCUUUUUGUCAAAGGUUGUCCAAUUCGCGAUCCCUUUUAUGCUCAUUUUGGCGACGCUUGAGCGCUACGUUUGGACAUCAGCCGCUCAAACGAGAGAUUUCUUCAAACCAGUUUUCUCCGAUGCGGGUCGUUGCAUCACGACGGUGAUCAUUUUCGCGAUUUCCGUUUCGCUCCGAAUGCCGAUUUUCUUUGCUGUCGAGGUCCGUCAAUUCCCUCAAUGCCCGGAUCGUUUCCGCUCUCAAUCGGUUUACCCAACGGAAUGGGCGCGAAGCUCGCAUCCCUACUAUGUUUUCGAUUUCCACGUCAUCGUUGCCUUACAGACAGUUCUCCCGUUUUUCAUUCUCCUUUUCCUCAACGGAAUCAUCAUUCAGCGAUUGUUAAUCGAAAAGAAACAAGAGCUACCCGAUGCAAGGCAGAACCGUAUUAGAAUUUUGCGGGCUGUACAGAUGUACGCUGCCAUUCAACCAACUCUUUAUGAAGCAGCGAAGAAAGUGUCCACAGUGAAUGGAGAUUAUAAACAGGUACCGGUAAUGCCGGAGAAUUACGUGUUACUUGAAGUAGCCACCGAGCUCAUUAAAGAAUCACUCAUAACCAGAUCUUGUCGAGGAAAAAGAGCUCAACUGAGAAACGCGAUUUAUACAAUGAUGGCUAUUGUCACCUCAUAUCUUGUUUGUAACGGCUUACAUUUAUUGCUCACGUUUUUGGAGAGAUUCAAGAAGCAUCUUCUAGAGGAUCCAAACGAUCCAAAUCUCUCCUCAACUUUCUACAUAAUUCUAUCGGAUUCCGUCUCAAUCACCUAUUUGAUCAGUUCAGCGAUUCGCAUUUUCAUUUACGCUAAAUGCAAUCCGAAACUCCGAAAUGACAUUGGGAAAUUCUUGCGUAAUCGCAAAAUUUCGUUAUUUUUU